This is a messenger RNA of Phaeodactylum tricornutum CCAP 1055/1, 1192 nucleotides long. RefSeq lists its product with no specific name. The record is from RefSeq and is a predicted model, not a curated record. The transcript is spliced from 2 exons. NCBI's taxonomy places the organism in Eukaryota, Bacillariophyta, Bacillariophyceae, Surirellales, Neidiaceae. Bases 446 to 1192 code for a protein of 248 amino acids. Gene Ontology annotation, biological process: very long-chain fatty acid biosynthetic process; fatty acid elongation, monounsaturated fatty acid; fatty acid elongation, polyunsaturated fatty acid. Gene Ontology annotation, molecular function: fatty acid elongase activity. Gene Ontology annotation, cellular component: endoplasmic reticulum membrane.
GACACAACGAGUCCAUUGACCAGUAAUUGGAAACUACGAACGCUCUUUCUGGUCCCCCACAUCACCCAACAACACAUCACCAACUGCCUAACUCGGAAUUCGUUUUCCUUGACUUUCGUACCAGCUUUGUCUUUUUCUCCCAUUGCCUGCCGCACGAUGUUCGCCGAAGAAGAUUCCUGCCUAGCCUACAAUGGCGAGGGUAUAGCCUACCAAGAAUUCACUUGUGUUCAUCCCGAACUGGAUCGAUUCUACUUGUCGUAAGUCACGCUAUCGACCCCCCUACACACUGAGCUAUAUACGUACAUCCACACACACACACACACAUAUAUAUACCGUCGCAUACUCACGAUUCCUUGGUCUCACACUUGACACGUUUGGUCUGGAUGUCUCGUUCCUCCCUGGCAGUGUGGAAAAGUACUACGACCCGAUUCCGGUGUCGCAAUGGAUGGAAGCGCAUCCGUUGGUUCCCAUUGGCGCCUGCCUACUCUACGGACUCUUGAUGGUGGCGGGACAGGCCUACUUUCGCACACGCGAACCACUCCGGGCGCGGACCUCCCUCGCGGCCUGGAAUCUCUUUCUGGCCCUCUUUUCCCUCGUCGGCAUGCUCCGGACCUUUCCCCAGCUUGUACACAACCUCGCGACGCUCACGCUCCGGGAAAAUCUCUGCGCCAAUCCGCAAGCCACCUACGGAUCCGGAUCCACCGGAUUGUGGGUACAACUCUUUAUUCUGUCCAAAUUCCCUGAACUCAUUGAUACAGUAUUCAUCAUUGUCAACAAGAAGAAACUCAUCUUCUUACACUGGUACCAUCACAUUACGGUCCUCCUCUACUGCUGGCACAGUUACGUCACCAAAUCCCCGCCGGGAAUUUUCUUUGUCGUCAUGAACUACACCGUCCACGCCUCCAUGUACGGAUACUACUUUCUCAUGGCCAUCCGAGCCCGACCCCGUUGGCUCAAUCCCAUGAUUGUCACGACUAUGCAAAUAUCGCAAAUGGUCGUGGGCGUCGCCGUCACCCUCCUUGGCUUUUACUACUCGGCACGUGCCGCCGACCACCAAUCCUGUCGAAUUAAACGGGAAAACAACACCGCCGCCUUUGUCAUGUACGGAUCCUAUCUAUUUCUCUUUCUGCAGUUCUUUGUGGGACGCUACGUUGGCACCCAAUCCCCAGUCGCGUCCAAAAAGACGGCCUAA